Bemisia tabaci is the source of this 577-nucleotide messenger RNA. Its product is annotated as U6 snRNA-associated Sm-like protein LSm5. Lineage: Eukaryota; Metazoa; Arthropoda; Insecta; Hemiptera; Aleyrodidae. Gene Ontology annotation, molecular function: RNA binding. Gene Ontology annotation, biological process: mRNA splicing, via spliceosome. Gene Ontology annotation, cellular component: Lsm1-7-Pat1 complex; U4/U6 x U5 tri-snRNP complex; U6 snRNP. The record is from RefSeq and is a predicted model, not a curated record.
CCAAUUCGUAAACAAACAUUGAAGAGGUGGCGAGCACGAGCAAGCAAAGAACGAGCAAAUUUACUAUUGGAAAAAUUAGCUAAUCCAUAUUCAUUUUAUUUUAUUACCAAGUAUUUGUGCCCUUUAGGAGCCAAGGAUACCAUGACGACCUCAUUAAGUGCUAACCCAUCGACUCUUUUACCUCUGGAAUUGGUUGAUAAAUGCAUUGGUUCCAGAAUACACAUUGUGAUGAAAAAUGAUAAAGAAAUUGUCGGAACGCUCUUAGGUUUUGAUGAUUUUGUCAACAUGUUGUUGGAAGAUGUCACCGAGUACGAGGCUACACCAGAAGGAAGGAGGAUAACUAAACUUGAUCAAAUUUUCCUUAAUGGCAACAACAUCACAAUGCUUGUUCCUGGCGGUGACAUUCCUGAAUAACUGUCAGCAUCUCCAACAUUUUCUAAUGGUGGACACAGCAUCCUCAUGCAGUUACAUGGCUUUUGUACAGUAAAUAACUAGGAGAUAAGUACUGUAAGAUGAAAAACUGUAAAUUAAGUUACCCAAUUUUUUUAUUUUUAAAUAAAAUUUUAUGAACAAAUUA